GCAAUUGGAGGACGAGGCCUGCCCAUAAUCCAAAGAGGCUUGCCCAGAGGAGGACUGCGUGGGGGACGUGCCACCAGAACCCUGCUUAGGGGCGGGAUGUCGCUCCGAGGUCAAAACCUGCUCCGAGGCGGACGAGCCGUAGCUCCCCGAAUGGGCUUAAGAAGAGGUGGUGUUCGAGGUCGUGGAGGUCCUGGGAGAGGGGGCCUAGGGCGUGGAGCUAUGGGUCGUGGCGGAAUCGGUGGUAGAGGUCGGGGUAUGAUAGGUCGGGGAAGAGGGGGCUUUGGAGGCCGAGGCCGAGGCCGUGGACGAGGUAGAGGUGCCCUUGCUCGCCCUGUAUUGACCAAGGAGCAGCUUGACAACCAACUGGAUGCAUAUAUGUCGAAAACAAAAGGACACCUGGAUGCCGAGUUGGAUGCAUACAUGGCGCAGACAGAUCCUGAAACCAAUGAUUGAAGCCUGCCCACCUUCCUGUGAGAGACUCUUGUUAAAAAGUCAUCACAUCUGUAAAUAACCUAGAAAUGACAGAUGAUAAGAAACCAGAUUGUUGCUGGAUGGACCUAUCACAAUAGGCUAUGGACUUACCUGUUACCAGUUUGUGCAUUUAGUGUGUUCCUUUUACUUUUUGAUACUGUGUUAUAUGAAACCUUUUUCUCCCCUUGAUUUUUUUCCCCCCUCUACCCAGACUUCUCUUUGAACAUGAAUGCGUUAGCCUUGGGGCUAGAACACCCUCUUCCUACCUCUGCCUCCCCCUGCCUCCCCUCACCUGUCAUAUUCUCUGACAUACUAACAUUUCUUCUGUUCAUCUGUACCCCCACAAAAAGGUCCCAGAAAGAUCCAGUCAGCGUUCCUUCCUUUGCCAAGGUUUCUCAGAGUUGUGUUCUAUAUUCUCUUUAAUAGCAUCUUAGAAGUGUUUAGAAAGUCUGGAGCUCAAAAAUGCAUUCUGCCACAUUGAUAACUUAGUGUAAGAAAUUAAGAACGUUGAUAUCACUACAGAUUACAUUUGGUGGCAGUUCUGAUUUCAUUGAAGUUGCUACCAUGUGUGUUGACACCACAUGGAUGAUAACUAGAAUGCCAGAUUUAAUACUUGCACUUUUACCCUUGUAUGAGAUUUACAAACUUUUCUCUUGGCUUUCUAUCAUGUCCACAGGGGUAUUAUUGGGCUUGCUUACAUCCACAAUCUAGAGGAAGAACCAUUUGGUUUAGCAGAUUUGUCAGAAGGGAGAAGGAUGAGAGAAUGAUCAUAGACAGCUGGGAGGAAUUGAAAGAUACUCAUGCUCAAAUGCAGUUAUCCUGGUGUUUAUUCCAAACCAGUCUAGGGCUUUCCCAUUCACUGGAUUUGUUUGGCCUUUUUCUUAUUUCUCUUAAAGGUUAACUAAGUUCAGCCAUAUUCUGUCAACUGUUCCAGUUUCAGUGGAAAUUUGUACUUCUGGUUCAUUAUAACAAAUUGUUCUCUCAUAUCCAACCUAGACUUUCUGUUUAUCUCUGGGGCUCCUUACAAUGCUAUGGCUACUUUAAUGGUGUCUUGAUAAACCCCUUUUCUAGAUGAA
Carlito syrichta (Philippine tarsier) is the source of this 1547-nucleotide messenger RNA. Its product is annotated as chromatin target of PRMT1 protein. The record is from RefSeq and is a predicted model, not a curated record. NCBI's taxonomy places the organism in Eukaryota, Metazoa, Chordata, Mammalia, Primates, Tarsiidae. The transcript has 3 exons. The annotation marks the transcript as partial.